This is a messenger RNA of Cryptotermes secundus, 1140 nucleotides long. RefSeq lists its product as uncharacterized. The record is from RefSeq and is a predicted model, not a curated record. Lineage: Eukaryota; Metazoa; Arthropoda; Insecta; Blattodea; Kalotermitidae. The transcript has 2 exons. Bases 10 to 1140 code for a protein of 376 amino acids.
AUUAUAACUAUGCAUGCGUACGUAUAUCAACAAUAUUUAGUAUAUAUCAUUGAAAUUCCAUUAUUGCUACCCACUAAUUUUUAUUUGUACAAAGCUAUUCCGUUUCCUAUGAAGGAUAAAACAACAGAGAAAUUCAUUUUUAUAGCUCCCCAAAAGGAAUUUAUAAUUACGGAUGCAUUAAGAAAGCAGUACGGCAAAAUGAAUUAUGACGAGUUGAGUGUAUGCCUUAUGACCAAUGAAAUUACUUAUGUUUGCAAAAAUACUAUACUUUUGUCUAACUACGUGCCAGGAGAGGAUUGUGAAGCCAGUAUGUUGCAUCCAUCGUCCCAGAAGAUCCCAGACUCAGUAUGUGAAAUAAAGUUGAUAUCCUUAUACCAUACUUAUUGGAUCCCAUUACAACUUAGCAACCAAUGGCUCUACACUUCUCCUUCCACGGAACGAGUCACAAUUUUGUGUGAAGAUAAUACUCCACACUAUGUAUAUGCCGAAAAUAGAGGGAGAAUGACCCUCCGAUCAAGGUGCAAAGCUUAUACUUCGCACGUUACACUAUAUGCAUCCACAAAAUUGACAAUGGUUAGUAAUGUAUCGAAAGAUUUUAUACCUGAAGUGAACUGGGGCUUUGACUGUUGUUUUGACGAGCAUGAAAAGAAAAAGCUCGAUGAAAUUAAAUUAGAUAUUCCUUUGAAUAAUGUCAUGUCAUCAAUAGAUGAUUUGAGAAUAGCAAGUAUUAAGGUGGAUGAUGUUAAACAAAUGAUAAACAAACAAGAACAAGUAGAUUAUUCCAAAUAUUACAAACACGUUGUAACUGGUGGAAUUUCAAUUGGAACUAUGGUUAGUGUAUGUUUAUGUUGCUAUUGUUGUAAAGGUUGUCGGCAAGGCUUUUUCUGGUGUUGGAGAAAAAUAAAUCCGAAAGGUGCUUACGAUGAUUGUGUGAAUGGAUGUAAAAAGAUUACAAAUUCAUUUAAUAACCCUCACCAUAAUACAAUCAUCGCACCCAAUGUGCAUACAUUAAAGAUUCAGGAUAAAGAUGAAUUAACUCAUGCACUAACUCAAUCCUUAAUUGAGUUAGACAAGAUUGGGAUAUGUAAGCAUGAGACUUUCAGAAAUUGCCUUCCGAACCAACUAGUGAGGAAGAUAUAA